Messenger RNA from Erpetoichthys calabaricus (reedfish), 3322 nucleotides. RefSeq names its product zinc finger protein 8-like. The record is from RefSeq and is a predicted model, not a curated record. The coding region runs from base 157 to 1653 and encodes 498 amino acids. Gene Ontology annotation, cellular component: nucleus. The transcript has 2 exons. NCBI's taxonomy places the organism in Eukaryota, Metazoa, Chordata, Cladistia, Polypteriformes, Polypteridae.
ACAAAUCUAAAUGGCGGCGAUAAUAGAACUACAGACAUGGCUUUCCGGAAACAGUGCGAGGCGAGCCGCUGCCGCGUAAUGCAGUGCCGUUGUGCGGACAGGACGUGUUGGAGAUUUGCAGAUUCAGAAAGUCAAGAAUAAUAAAGAAGAAACGGGAUGGAUGGACUGGGGCCCAGUUCUCUGGGACUUGGAAAGUUAAGAUAUUGCAACACUAAAGUACAAGACAAUGGAGAAAAGCAGGAAGGAAAAGAGACCAUUGGAGAAAGAAAGCCCAAUGAAAAGGAAAAUGAAGAUCAGGGAAAGAAGAUUAAAAGAGAAGUGAUGGUAAAAAGUGAAGAAAGUGAACCAGUGGAGAACAAGACUUCCGGUGACAAAAAAGUCAGAAUACCAACAGACAGCAUUCUGGAGAAAAUUCUAGAAAACCGUGAUUUUAUGCCAGUGAGAAGUACUGAAGGAGGAGGGGAUAAAUCUCACAUCAAGAAAGAAAAUUUGGAUAGUAGAAUGAUGGACAGUAAAAGAGGCUGCGUGGACAUCAAGGCUCCAUUGUAUAGAAGUCCAACUUCUGGCAGGAUGAUUGGUAAGAGCACACAAUGUGCAGCUGCAGGAGAGGGACAGACUCGCACUGGCAGAGCUUGUGCCGAGGAGCCUGAUAACCGUGCACAUUCACACCAAGAGAAGCAAAAUCCUGAAUCAGAAGGAAAGAAACAAAUCGGAAAGACGAAGCUGGCCAGCCGGACCCAAGGUUGUAGUUCGCAACGCAAUGCAUGUGGCGAUUCUGAUGAUGAAAGUGUGGAGGCGGGAUUAUUCAUGUUGUGUGAGAAGCAUCCAGGACCUGAAGAAGAAGAGCAGUUUAAUGAAGCUGAGGGUCAUGUCACUGAUUGGCCACGCAGAAAUAAAGAUAAGAAUUUGGCAAAGUGCCAGAAGAGAAAACUUUCUGAAACUUCAGUAAAAGAUGUAGUAACUGAAACUGAGGUAAAGCGUGAACGCGCUGAUUCAACUAGGAUUCUUCCUCCAAAACAAGAUGGCACGUCUCCCAAAGAGCCACCACACCAUUCUGAAACUUCACAAAGAAGCACUGUGACCGAGUCCUCGACUGCCUCCUCAGGUGAACAGUCCCAGUCGGAGUCUGAUGGCACAACUGGCAUCCUGCUGAUUGAUACCUUUGGUGUCCCGUACACACUUUAUCGGAAGGUUACUCCACAAGGUGGGAACAGUGAAGGGAAAGAAGAGGCUGCCAGUGAUGGGAGUGCCACCUCAGAUGGUGCGGUCACCUGCUCUUCCAGCCCAGCCAAAUCCUAUAUCUGUGCCGUGUGCUACCGGCCCUUCCCUUAUCUCUCAUACCUGGAGCGUCACCGCAUCAGCCACUUGGAAAUGAAGCCACAUGUCUGCAGCGACUGCGGUAAAGCCUUCAAGCGCUCCUCCCAUUUAGCCCGGCACCGGCAUGUACACUCGGACCUUGGGAAGCCUUAUCAGUGCUCUGUGUGUCAGAAGGGCUUUCGGGAGGCUGGGGAGCUUGUCCAGCAUGAGCGAGUACACACUGGAGAGCGACCAUACCAAUGUCAGGUGUGCCGACUACGCUUUUCUGAGCGUACCACACUGCGGCGGCACUUCCAGAGAAAACAUGCGCAGCAGCCGUUAACGCCAGAUCCCUAAGAGCUACUUAAUCAUAUGACCACCCUUUUCAUAUGUUACUUUCUAAGUUAUAGAGGUCUGUCGAGUCCACUGCCUUAGUCAGAAAUGUGGGCUUUAACCUGGUUUUUAGUGGUGUAGAAGACAGUGACGAUGUAGAGGGACUCUGUGCUGGUAGAGACAGGAGGAGCACGUGGACGCUGAUAACCUUUAAGAAGUGACUGGAUGUAACACUGGGACAAAUACGUAUUAUCUAAGCUAGCAAGGCAUGUGGACUCGAUGCUCUUGUUGUAAACGUUUACUGUAUUCUUGGAAAUCAGCCUGGUUUGUAAGUGGAUAUCAGCUUGGAUGGCAAGAAAAGCCCUAGAGAUUUCCUGGUCUUUGCCAUUUCACAAUCAUAAAGUUGGUGUACUAAAGUCCUUUGGGGCGUCUGUACUGCACAACCUGUAAUAGAGAGGAGAUGCAGCCGAGGCCGGUCCUGGAGAGGAGUAGCUUAGAGGCGCACACACAUGCUCAUGGAAGCUAGGGUUUGUUACACCACUGUAGCACAUUCAUUUCAAGCCCCUGAAGCGGAGAGCUUACUGCAGGUAACAGAUGUGACCUUGACACGGUGUAUGGUUUUCAGCUCCUGCGUUAAGAAAUUGCUGUUUUAUAUUCAUGCAUGUAAAGGCAGUAGUACUAAUACAAGAGAUGACAAAACGUCACUGCUUGUCAGCUGUGCUUCUGUAGCUGAUGGUAACCCUGUUUGAACUUAGCAAUGUAGACCAAAGCUUAAUGGAAAAAGUGAGAGUGGACUGGUGUCAACUUCGGCCCAGAUCGUCUCCUUAAGAAAGUGACUGAGAGAGAUCCCACCUGAUGUUAUACAGCCAUCACAUUCUAAUGACAUGGGAACCAUUGCCAGGGAUAACUGAGAACAGUGUCACAGUUGCACAGCAUACAGAUGUUUGGUAUGGUACAGGCAGGAGCUCGAAGGCCCUUGAUUUGUUAAGACGCAUACAAGAGUCGGGUCCACCAUGUGUAUGAACUGUGUGUCCAAGUUGUGCUCCACUUUACCAUUGCAAAUAAACUCUACAUCUCAAAAGUUUAAGUAUAGAAGUUGGUUGCAUUUUGAAAGAGGGGGCAACCACAUUUCAAGUUUAUGAGCAGUGCUCGAACGCAAAGGAAUGCAAGUUCUUUGGAAUGAAAAAAGAUGUACUGUGCAGAAUUGGUAGAGAGAAUAAUCAAGGAACACUGUAGGUUACUGGACCAUAUUAAGUAAAAAGCUGGAAUUUUUUUUAGUAGGUUAAUUCUGAGUCUCAGAUAAUGAAACCCCCAAGAUCUGGGAAUAUUUGCCUAAAACUCCAUUGAUAUUCGAGUUGUGAUAUACAGAGAAUGACUGCGAUGCUCGGUCCCAUAACUGGAGUGUCUGCUGCUGGAGAAUCCAAAUCUUUCUUAUGAUGUGAUGGAGUCUUCAGCAGCAGAUACCUUGGAUUAUAGGUUCAUUUGCCUAGGAAUAUUUUUCCACUAAAUCAGUUGCAGCAUUAGACCCUCCAAUAUUGAAUACUCCCGAUUAUGGAAAGAGCUUGGCUAAAAAUCUGCUAGUGUUUUCAGUAAAUAGAUUCACAGUCUCGGGCAUUAAAAGCCCCUGGUCCUCAGACUGUUUGCCUAAAUGUCUGCUUGUUUUUUGAUUAAAUCAAUUGUGACAUUAAGAGAA